AUAAUAUCGAACAACCAAACCAUAUUCAUUACUCAUCCAACCAUCCAUCUACGUGUGACUUCCCAAUCCAUCUUCUCAGUUCCCAAUCCUCACUGUCGUGUUCUCCUAUCCUAUGUUCCUGUUCUCUUCCUCCAUUCAUAUACUAUCCACAACACUUCAUCAUCUUCACAAACCAACAUGACAGAAAUCACAAACCUUAGCUUAGACCUCAUAGAAUCCAUCCUUUCUCAUCUUCCAAUCCCAUCUUUGAUCCAAGCUUCAACAGUUUGCAAACUAUGGUACACCAUACUCUCAUCAUCUUCCUUUUCUUCAAACCAUAACCAAAAACACAAACCAUGGUUCUUUCUGCAUGGUAUCCAUAACAUAUCUUCCAAAAACAAUCAAUCUUUUGCCUUUGACCCUUCUUCUAACUCUUGGUUCCUUCUUCCAACACCUCAACAACCUCUUCACUAUCCUAACAACACUUCUUUUAUUGGUACUUCAUCUUACUUCUUCAUCACGGCACCUAACUUUGUCUAUACUUCAAUUCUGCGUCCUCUUGCUUGGAGUUCUACUCCACCUCUUCAUUUUCCUAGGAUUAAUCCUCUUUUAGGUGUUUUCAAUGAUGGUUUGUCUUUGAAGUUUAUUGUUGUUGGUGGUGUUAGGUUUAUUGGUAACCUUGUUGAUAUAGAAGAUCGUUUAGAUGUUGAAAUCUAUGACCCUCUUUUGGGUUCUUGGGAUUUAGCUCCUCCUCUUCCUGUUGAUUUUCGAUCUGGAAACUCAUCAUCUUCACUUUCAUCUGCUUUGUUCAAAGGGAAGUUUUUUGUGUUUGGGAUAUAUUCAUGUUUUGUUUCUUCCUUUGAUUUGAAGCUUCGUGUUUGGAGUGAUGUUAGGAUUGUUAGACCUUCUGGGGUUGUGUUUUCUUUCUUGAUUGCUUGUAGGGAAAGGCUUGUUUUAGCUGGUGUUUGUAAUUCACCAAGUGGGUCUAGUUUCAAUUUGUGGGAGGUUGAUGAAAAAAGUAUGGAGAUUUGUGAGAUUGGUGUUAUGCCUCAUGAUUUGCUUUCUAGUUUGUUUGAUGGUGAUGAGGAUGAUAGAUUUGCUAGCUUGAAGUGUGUUGGGUUGGGUGAUCUUAUAUAUGUUUUCAAUGAGGAUUAUCAUAGGAUGUACCCGGCUUGUGUCUGUGAGAUUCGCAGUCGCGGUGGUGGUGAGAAUAGUAAGUGUUAUUGGAGGAGGGUGCCUCAGUUGCCAUCACUGAUGAAUAGGUUUCACAAAGUUGUUAGCUUUUGUUCAACAGUUUCACUAGAUAGUAUUCUUGGUGAAGGUCACCAUGGACUUCAUUGAGAUCGAUCUCUGCGGAUGUUUCUCGACUACUAGGGAAAAAAAAGAAGGAAAUACUCAUUGCUAAAAGAAGAAAGAAGAAGGUUCAGCUAGAUGAAUCAUUUUCCUUCAAGGCAUGUGCAUUCACAUAUGAUAAGAGCAUCUGUCGUAAAUAGAAGUAUCUAUGUAUUGUUUAGCUAUCAUAAAGCAUGGAUCAACCUUUUUUUCUUAAUGAUAUUGGCAACUGUAUGGUAUUUUAGUCAUUUUAAAUGUAAAUAUAGUUGACCAUAUUAAUGUGAAUUAUUUUAGUUUCAUGUCAACAGACUAGAAUUCCCUUGUUAGUGGUUCAGUGUUUUUUAGUUACAGUUUGAUGGUGAUAGGGCCGACUCAAGAGUAACGCCACUAAAACCUUAUGCUCAAUAGCGAAAAAGUUUCAGUUUCUAGACUUCUAA
Medicago truncatula (barrel medic) is the source of this 1748-nucleotide messenger RNA. RefSeq names its product F-box/kelch-repeat protein At3g24760. Gene Ontology annotation, molecular function: protein binding. NCBI's taxonomy places the organism in Eukaryota, Viridiplantae, Streptophyta, Magnoliopsida, Fabales, Fabaceae. The record is from RefSeq and is a predicted model, not a curated record. Bases 178 to 1320 code for a protein of 380 amino acids. The transcript is spliced from 2 exons.